UGGACAGCCGCGAAUGGGCCCCUUUACAAUUUUGGGGUUAUAAUUAUAAUUUCGCAAUCACUCGAAAUGUUAUUUAGGAAAUUCAGACAAAUACUUUACAAUAAGUCUAAUUGGAACUAUAAUUUGCAUCAUUUCUUAAUCUCUACACGUUUUACUAAGAAAUGUGUGUCUAUAGACAGCUUUUGGAAGUUAUAUAGGGGUGAUAUCAGGGGUAUGUCUUCGUUUGUAUUGAAUGAAUCGAGUAUUAUGAAGUUGUGGAGUUCAUGGAGGCGGAAUUAUUUCUUGAAUACAGUAGUGAGAAGGUACCGGAGGGAUCGAGGCGUGAGGGAAGUUCUACAAAGGUUCAGGCACACUUGGCUGCGUCCACGGCAAACAUUGCUCCUCUCUGCUACAGCUGCAUACAAAAGUCACAAAGAUGGUAUGCCGCCCAGUUGUGAAAACAAUAUUACAGACGAGGAGAUGCAAGAGCUACUAAAAGAAUUGGAGAAUGUAAAUGAGCUGUCAAAGAAAACUCUGUUCUGUGCUCGUUGCGGUAAAAGACUCGUCAUCGACAAGAAACUGCCUGGUAUUGCUUAUUGCAGUUGUAAAGAACCGCAGCCGGUAGACGACAGCGAGGGGUGGACGCCUUACAUGGAGGCUGAUGACGUCAUCGUGUGGCGGAAGCAGUACAAACCCGGCCAGCCAUACUAUGCCUACAAAGUGUACGGGCGGUACAAAGAGCUGCGCGCGCAGGACUUCGCCGCGGUGCAAGUUGACGGCGCCUACCGGCGCUACUGGGACGCGUCGGUGGCGGCGCUCAGCGUCGUGGAGCGCCGCGCCAACGGGCUCGACGACCAGACCGUGCUGCACUGGGAGGUGCUGUGGCCGCGUCUGUUCGCGAACCGCGAUUACGUGUACAUCCGGCGGCACAAAGAGUUCGACUUAAACCCCCCGAACACCGAGAAGCCGAAGGCGCCGGCGCCACCCGCGGCCUCCGAUAACUCGCGGCCGACUGUGCACGCGCACGCCAAGAGGAAAGCGAUAGAGAUAGAACAGCAGAAAGAGACGGAGAAGGCUGUGCCCGUCAAUAACAAGGUGAUCAUAAUAGCAUCCCGGUCGUGCAAGCACCACAAGGUGCCGGUCACCAAGCACGCCAUCAGGGUGUCCGAGUUCUGGAGCCACAUGACCAUAAAGUCGCUGGACGGCAUCGACAAGCCGGGCAUGGAGUUCGUGCUGACGUACUACGAGGAGCCGGCCGUGGGCGGGAUGCCGAGCGGCGUGACGUCAUGGGUGUCGGGGCGCGCCGCCCCCGCCUUCCUGGAGCGCCAGCGCCGCGCCGCCGCCGACUACCGCGGCUGGAGGGCGCACAGGACUCAUCUGGACCUGCCAGACUACGUGGCGUUUAGCGCGGAGACAGAGGCCAGUCUCGACGCGAACGCGAAAGACACCAUCAGGGAACUGGAUAUGGAGUCGUCGAAGCUGGGCCCCGAGCUGGAGCCGGACAUAAAGACGCACGACCGCGGCACGCAGACCGAGCUCGAGCAGCGCACCACCAUCCUCGCCAAGGUCGACGCCCACGACGCCGGCACCGCGGACAACGUCGCCCGUGAAAAGGAUGAAAUGCCAUCAGAAUCUGAAAUUAAGUUGCCUGUGAGCAAUUUAAAAUCAGACACGCCAAUCAAAGACUAUACAGAAGUAAUUGAGAAAUGUGACGAAGAGAUUAAAAGCAAUAUUGUAAUACCAAAGACAAAUGAUUUAGACGUUAAAAAUGGGAGGGAAAAAUUGCCGAAAAGUGUACAGGAUACACAAAACGUAGACAGAGAUACGCAAGACACCACAGAAUCGAACAACGGACUUAGUACACAAGAUGGCGCGAAAAGCAACAAAACAAAAGAUGACGGUAAAGUAGCACAAAAUGGUGGAGAAGAAAAACAAGAUGGCGACAGUAAAAGGGACGACGAAACAGAUACAGAUGAGGACAACAAUAGCAGCUGGUGGCGGUACUUACAUCCGUUAUAUUACUUUGCGUAGAUGGUUGUUUGAAUAUUGGGUGAUUUCAACGAGCGUUUAGACCGCUGUCGUGGCCUUUCAACAAAAUUCUUUAGGGAGGAACCGACUCUACAAUUCUACUGUUACAUUAUAGACUAGCGACCCGUCUCGGGUAAAAACAUAAUUAUACACCGAAACCUACCUCAGGAAUCGUACUAUCUAUAGUUGAAAAACCGCAUGAAAAUCCGUGCAGUAAGUAGCAACAGUUAUUUUAUAAAUGGCUGAAUGUUUUUAAUUUUGUAUCUAUAAGGUAUGUAUGGCUGUUAACCUUCCAAAUAAGAUAAAAUAAAAAAUAGAAUUACGGUCUUUGAACUUUGGAUGGUAAUGACAGCGGUCGAAACGCUCGCAGGAUCGCCCAUUACGUUGAUAUAUUUAGUAUGUAUUUAGGCAUAAAAUGUCCGGUUGUUAUACAAAAUGUAGUAUGUAUUCUGAAUUCGGUUCAAUAGAUUUUUACCUCUGUAGAAAAUAGUAUAUAUACUAUUUUAUACUCUAAGUAUACCGUACAGUCUGUCUAUAAAGAAUAGAAAAUUGUUGUUUUUUUGGCCGCCUGCUUGACGUCAACCUCUCUCUUUGAGAAUGAGCCUAUCAGCUAUCUAGGCUUUAUGUCACUUAGUCGCCUCGUAUGACAUCCAUGGGAGGAUAUGGAGUGGUCCCAUUCUAGGGCGGAACCACACGCCACACGAUACGAAUUACAUUAUUUUGCCAUUUCAAUACCAAAUGUAACGUUCAAGAUUGGUUGAUAAACCCAGUGUCAAGAGGUCACAGUGCCCCAUUUUAUUUUUUUACUCUUUAUAAACAGACUGUAUAUGCUAAGUAUAUGUAAAUAAGCAAAGUAAUGGAGUAAUUAUCCUGUUAUUGUAUAUAAAAUAUAUAGUCUGUGUAACUAAAUAAUAGUGUCCGAUCGAAUAUUCGGUUUCGGCAAUAAAAUGUAGUAUAGGUUUCAAAAUCAUAGCAUUUGUUACAAAUUACACCUUCAUAAGCAAUUUUUCACGUCAUAUUUUAAUAAUUCGUCCAACGAUUCAAUCGAAACUUUCAAUACAACCAAAGAAACUAUUUCUCGGCAAAGUAAUUUAUUUUUAUAAAGGCAAAAUGUGGGAGUAACCAAUAUGGGUGUCACCACUAUGGAGCGAACACUUGGUUGAUAUUGGUAAAUGAUACCAGAGUGUCCCUUUACAAUAAUCUAUAUAUAUCUUGUGAAGUUACAUCUUAUAUAGUGUAAUAAUAUGUGGCGUAAACAGCACGAACGUGAUUGCUCUGAGAUGACAAAAUAUUUUUGAUGAGUUAUAAUUCAUAUUUCCUUGAAACCAAUCACGUUGGGUCAAUAGGUCUUUGCCUAAUAAGGGUCACCACACAAGAAUUUAAAACCAGCCAAAUGAAUGAAACACUUGACUAAAUGACAAAAAUAAUAAUAGGGUAGGAUAGGGUAGAAUAACACUUUAUUGCACACACACACACACACACAUAAAAACAUUUAUUGACACAAAAUUAACACAAAUAAAACUAGAGUAUGCGUGCUCAGUGUUACGCUGAACAAAAUUCCUAGCAUUGAUUUUCAGUCCUCAUAAAUACAGCUAUUCAGAGUUAAAAAGCAUUCCAAUAACAUUUAUUUUAAUGAGAAUUAAAAAAAUCAAAAUCCCGUAACUAAUAUUUCCCUAUUAAUUUGAUAUUAAAACAUAGUGUUUUUUUUUUUUAUUUAGUAGUCUUAAUUUUUUAUGCAUUUACUUUUUAUAUAAGAACUUUUAUGUGUUAUCAGGCCUUUAUAUAGGCCAUAAAUUGAGACAAUAGAAACGUUAUUCUAUGUAAAAAACUAUAAUAAUUAUAUUUUUUCGGUUCGGUUUCGGCUGAAAAUCCGGUGAAAUUCCGGUCGGACAUUAGCACAAAUUACACAUCUGUAUAUAGUCAUGUAGUUACGCUUAGUCAAUUGUUUAGGUACUGCUCCCGUUGUUAUUGAUUUCUAUGAAAUUGUUUGUAACUAAAUAUACCAAAUAAAAAUAUAGUCCAUUUAC
This is a messenger RNA of Plodia interpunctella (Indianmeal moth), 4034 nucleotides long. RefSeq lists its product as uncharacterized. Gene Ontology annotation, molecular function: lipid binding. Bases 67 to 2010 code for a protein of 647 amino acids. The record is from RefSeq and is a predicted model, not a curated record. The transcript has 10 exons. NCBI's taxonomy places the organism in Eukaryota, Metazoa, Arthropoda, Insecta, Lepidoptera, Pyralidae.